Raphanus sativus (radish) is the source of this 2693-nucleotide messenger RNA. Its product is annotated as exocyst complex component EXO70A1. Bases 321 to 2354 code for a protein of 677 amino acids. Lineage: Eukaryota; Viridiplantae; Streptophyta; Magnoliopsida; Brassicales; Brassicaceae. Gene Ontology annotation, biological process: exocytosis. The transcript is spliced from 2 exons. Gene Ontology annotation, cellular component: exocyst. Gene Ontology annotation, molecular function: phosphatidylinositol-4,5-bisphosphate binding. The record is from RefSeq and is a predicted model, not a curated record.
AGUUUCCGUCGGCCCAAAAAAAAAACGGUCGAAAAACAAUAAAAAGUUUCUCUCUUUCUCUUCUCUCUCUCUCUCUCUGGCAAAGCUCACGCCGUUUCGUUUCUUCCGCCAAGCUCACACCUUUGCCGCCGGAUCGACUCUUCUCCGGCGACCCAUUACAGGGGUUGCUUGGUAGUAGCUGUGGGAACUUCUGUGUUUAGCUUCUUCUUGCUAAGUUCUGUUACUAAGUAGUGUUGUGGGUUUGGUUUGAUUUACUCGAAAGUCUCUAUCUUUAUUAGUUUGGAAGCUAAUUGCUUUCUUGGACUGAUUUAAGUUUAGCUAUGACGGAGCCUGCUAUGGUGGAUAGAGGGAUACAGAGCUUAGUAACCGCAAGUAAGCAUUUGAAAUCGAGUCUAGAGAAAUCUAAAGCCAUUGGUUCAGCUCUGGAGAGAACCGGUCCUAGGUUCGAUGAGGUUGAGCAGAGACUACCUUCCCUCGAAGCUGCGGUGAGACCUAUAAGAGCAGAUAGAGAAGCUCUUGCAGCUGUCGGUGGCCACAUUAACCGAGCCGUUGGUCCUGCAGCUGCUGUUCUCAAGGUGUUUGACGCCGUCCACGGACUCGAGAAGUCUUUGUUAUCAGAUCCCAGGAACGAUCUCUCGGGUUACUUAGCUGUGUUGAAACGGUUAGAGGAAGCGUUGAAGUUUCUAGGUGAGAACUGUGGGUUAGCUAUCCAGUGGCUGGAGGAUAUAGUUGAGUAUUUGGAAGAUCAUAACGUUGCUGACUUGAAGUAUCUUUCGAAUCUGAAGAAGUCUUUGAAAGGUCUCAGGGAGUUUCAAGAAGAGAAAGCUAGGCUUGACGGUGGGCUUAGGGAUGCUGCUUUGGACAAGCUCGAGAAAGAGUUCAGGAGGCUGUUGAAGGACAACAGCGUCCCACUUCCCAUGGCGUCUCCACCGUCGUUAGGAGAGCAAGCGUGCAUUGCGCCGUCUCAGUUGCCUGUGACCGUGAUCCAUAAACUUCAAGCAAUUCUUGGGAGGCUCAGAGCUAAUAACAGACUCGAAAAGUGCGUAUCGAUAUACGUUGAAGUGAGGAGCUCCAACGUUAGAGCUAGCCUUGGAGCGCUUGAAUUGGAUUAUCUAGACAUCUCGGUUACUGAGUUCAACGACGUGCAGAGCAUAGAAGGGUAUAUAUCUCAGUGGGGGAAUCAUCUAGAGUUUGCUGUCAAGCAUCUGUUCGAAGCAGAGUUCAAGCUUUGCAACGACGUGUUUGAGAGAGUUGGUUUGAAUGUUUGGUUGGACUGCUUCUCCAAGAUCGCUGCACAAGCUGGUAUGCUUGCGUUUCUCAAGUUCGGUAAAACCGUUACCGAUAGCAAGAAAGAUCCGAUCAAGCUUCUGAAGCUGUUAGACAUCUUCACUUCGUUGAACAAGCUUAGAGCAGACUUUAACCGUCUCUUUGGUGGAGCAGCUUGUGUAGAGAUCCAAAACUUCACGAGAGAUCUCAUCAAGAAGCUGAUAGACGGUGCGGCGGAGAUCUUCUGGGAGCUUCUGGUUCAGGUGGAGAUUCAGAAGCAAAUCCCACCGCCUAGCGACGGUGGUGUGCCUAGGCUAGUCAGUUUUGUAACUGAUUACUGCAAUAAACUCAUAGGAGAUAAGUACAAGUCAACGCUGACUCAGGUUCUGCUCAUACACAAGAGCUGGAGGUCAGAGAGGUUCCAAGACAAUCAGCUUAUGGUUGAGGUUCUGAGAAUAAUCAAAAUGAUUGAGCAGAACAUGGAUGUAUGGAUGAAAGCGUAUCCUGAUCAAACGCUAGCUCAUUUCUUCGGUAUGAAUAAUCACUGGCAUCUAUACAAGAGCUUAAAGGGCACGAGGAUCGGAGACCAGUUAGGAGAUUCAUGGUUGAAGGAGCAUGAUCAGUACAAAGAGUAUUACGCUACUGUCUUCCUUAGAGACAGUUGGGGUAAGCUCCCGAGUCAUUUGAGCAGAGAAGGGCUUAUACUCUUCUCCGGUGGACACGCCACGGCGCGUGAUCUCGUCAAGAAGAGGCUGAAGUCUUUUAACGUUGCCUUUGAUGAGAUGUAUAAGAAGCAGUCUAUGUGGGUUGUGCCUGAGAAGGAUCUGAGGGAGAGAGUUUGUCAGCAGAUAGUUCAGGCUGUUGUGCCGGUUUACAGAAGCUAUAUGCAAAACUAUGGGCCGUUGGUUGAGAAAGACGCUAGUUCGAGCAAGUACGUGAGGUACACGGUGGUGGCUUUGGAGAAGAUUCUCAGCUCUCUUUACGUGCCUAGGCCUAUGAGAUAUGGGAGUUUCAAAGGAACACCGCCGCCGAGUGAGAAACUCAAGAAUGAUGUUGACUUGAGACGCACUACUUCUGCUGUUGUAUGAUUGAAGAAGCCAUGUUCUGUUGUCAUGUUGUGUCUGCUCUUGCAUCUCCCGGGAAGCUUAUCUUUCAAUGGAGAAGCAGAUGUAGUCUUUUUAUACGUAUAUAAAAAUACUGUCAAAUGAGGUAUAGCUUUUUUAGUCAUUGAUCAAGUCCCUUUAGUUCAUUUAUGUCUUAAGGUUUCAUGUUAGGGACCAAGUGAGUUUAGAUUAUUCUAUUUAAUGGGAUAACCAGAAGAUGGGCAAUUUUCUUGUUCUUGCUUAGUUGUUGUGCUUACUCAUUUGUGACGUUUUAUGAAGUUUAAAACAAUAAUGGAAAUGUAGUAGAACCAGUUUUGUUUUACU